Messenger RNA from Tupaia belangeri chinensis (Chinese tree shrew), 5428 nucleotides. RefSeq names its product TSC complex subunit 2 (gene TSC2). Gene Ontology annotation, biological process: negative regulation of insulin receptor signaling pathway; positive regulation of GTPase activity; negative regulation of Wnt signaling pathway. Gene Ontology annotation, molecular function: GTPase activator activity. The record is from RefSeq and is a predicted model, not a curated record. Lineage: Eukaryota; Metazoa; Chordata; Mammalia; Scandentia; Tupaiidae. Gene Ontology annotation, cellular component: nucleus; cytoplasm; TSC1-TSC2 complex.
GCCCCGGCGCCACCCUGCCCACCAUGGCCAAGCCAGCAAGCAAGGAUUCAGGCCUGAAGGAGAAGUUCAAGAUCCUGCUGGGACUGGGGACGCCGAGGCCGAGCCCCAGGUCGGCGGAGGGCAGGCACACGGAGUUCAUCGUCACGGCCGACAUCCUCCGGGAACUGAGUGUGGAGUGUGGCCUCAAUAAUCGCAUUCGGGUCAUAGGGCAGAUCUGCGAAGUGGCAAAAACAAAGAGAUUUGAAGAGCAUGCGGUAGAAGCCCUCUGGAAAGCCGUCGCGGACCUGCUGCAACCGGAGCGGCCACCAGAGGCCCGGCAUGCGGUGCUGGCCCUGCUGAAGGCCAUUGUUCAGGGGCAGGGCGAUCGCUUGGGGGUCCUCAGAGCCCUCUUCUUUAAGGUCAUCAAGGAUUACCCCUCCAACGAAGACCUCCAUGAGCGGCUGGAGGUGUUCAAGGCCCUCACGGACAACGGGAGGCACAUCACGUACUUGGAGGAAGAGCUGGCCGAGUUCGUGCUGCAGUGGAUGGAGGUCGGCCUGUCCUCGGAGUUUCUGCUCGUGCUGGUCAACUUGGUCAAGUUCAACAGCUGCUACCUGGACGAGUACAUCGCGCCGAUGGUUCACAUGAUCUGCCUGCUAUGUGUCCGGACUGCCUCAGCUGUGGACAUAGAGGUCUCCCUGCAGGUGCUGGAUGCUGUUGUUUGCUACAACUGUCUGCCGGCUGGGACCCUGCCCCUGUUCGUUGUCACCCUUUGCCGAACCGUCAACGUCAAGGAGCUCUGUGAGCCCUGCUGGAAGCUCAUGCGGAACCUCCUGGGCACCCACCUGGGCCACAGCGCCAUCUACAACAUGUGCCGCAUCAUGGAGGGCAGAGCCUACAUGGAGGAUGCCCCGCUGCUGCGGGGAGCUGUGUUCUUUGUGGGCAUGGCGCUCUGGGGGGCCCACCGGCUCUACUCGCUCAGGAACUCGCCCACGUCCGUGCUGCCGUCGUUUUAUGAGGCUAUGACCUGCCCGAACGAGGUGGUGUCCUACGAGGUCGUCCUGUCCAUCACCAGGCUCAUCAAGAAGUACCGGAAAGAGCUGCAGGCCGUGACAUGGGACCUCCUGCUCAACAUCAUGGAGCGGCUGCUGCAGCAGCUCCCGUGUCUAGACAGCCCGGAGCUCAGGGCCAUCGUUCACGACCUGCUGACCACGGUGGAGGAGCUGUGUGACCAGAACGAGUUCCACGGCUCGCAGGAGAGGUACUUCGAGCUGGUGGAGAAGUGUGCGGGCCAGAGGCCGGAGUCCUCCCUCUUGAACUUGGUAUCCUACCGAGCCCAGUCCAUUCACCCGGCCAAGGACGGCUGGAUCCAGAGCCUGCAGUCGCUGAUGGAGAGGUUCUUCAGGAGCGAGCCGCGCAGUGCCGUGCGCAUCAAGGUGCUGGACGUCCUGUCCUUCGUGCUGCUCAUCAACAGACAGUUCUACGAGGAGGAGCUGAUCAACUCGGUGGUCAUCUCACAGCUCUCCCACAUCCCCGAGGAUAAGGACCCCCAGGUCCGAAAGCUGGCCACCCAGUUGCUGGUGGACCUGGCAGAGGGCUGUCACACUCACCACUUCAACAGCCUGCUGGACAUCAUCGAGAAGGUGAUGGCCCGCUCGCUCUCUCCACCCCCUGACCUGGAAGAAGGGGCCAGGGCCACCUACUCGACCUCCUUGGAGGACGUGAAGACUGCAGUCCUCGGGCUCCUGGUCAUCCUGCAGACCAAGCUGUACACCCUGCCUGCCAGCCACGCCGUGCGCGUGUACGCGCGGGUGUGCGAGACGCUCGUCGGCCACCUUGAGCUGCACUACAGGCACGGCUACACCCUGCCCGUCGCCGCCAGCAUCCGGCUGCAGGCCUUCGACUUCCUGCUGCUGCUACGGGCUGACUCGCUGCAUCGCCUCGGCCUGCCCAACAAGGACGGCAUCGUGAGAUUCAGCCCCUACUGCGUCUGCGACUGCGUGGAGCCAGAGAGAGGCGCUGAGAAGAAGGCCAGCGGUCCCCUCUCGCCUCCUGCAGGGCCGCCUGGCCCGGUGCCUGCAGGCCCUGCCGUGCGGCUCGGCCGCCUGCCCUACUCCCUGCUCUUCCGUGUCUUGCUGCAGUGUCUGAAGCAGGAGACCGACUGGAAGGUGCUGAAGCUGGUGCUCAGCAAGCUGCCUGAGUCGCUGCGCUACAAGGUCCUUGUCUUCACCUCCCCGUGCAGCGUCGACCAGCUGUCUUCCGCCCUCUGCGCCAUGCUUUCAGGCCCCAAGACCCUCGAACGACUCCGAGGCACCCCGGAAGGGUUCUCCAGAACCGACCUGCAUUUGGCCGUGGUCCCCGUGCUGACGGCGCUGAUCUCCUACCACAGCUACCUGGAUAAGACCAAGCAGCGCGAGGUGGUGUACUGCCUGGAGCAGGGCCUCGUGUACCGCUGCGCUGGCCAGUGCGUGCUGGCCCUGGCGGUCUGCAGCGUAGAGAUGCCCGACAUCAUCGUCAAGGCGCUGCCAGUCCUGGUGGUGAAGCUCACUCACAUCUCAGCCACAGCCAGCAUGGCCGUCCCGCUGCUGGAGUUCCUGUCCACUCUGGCCAGGCUGCCUCACCUCUACAGGAACUUUGCCGCGGAGCAGUACGCCAGCGUGUUUGCCAUCUCCCUGCCUUACACCAACCCCUCCAAGUUCAAUCAGUACAUCGUGUGCCUGGCCCACCACGUCAUAGCCAUGUGGUUCAUCAGGUGCCGCCUGCCCUUCCGGAAAGACUUUGUCCCUUACAUCACCAAGGGCCUGCGCUCUAAUGUCCUCCUGUCAUUCGAUGACACCCCUGAGAAAGACAGCUUCCGAGCACGGAGCACCAGCCUCAACGAGAGGCCCAAGAGUGUGAGGAUAGCCAGACCCCCCAAACACGGCUCGAGUCACUCCCCGCCCGUGAGAGAACGCGAGGAGAGCGCUGCAUCCGAGGCCUUCCGGUGCCGCAGCGUCAGUGUGUCUGAGCGCGUGGUCCGCAGCAGGAUCCAGACGUCACUCACCAGUGCCAGCCUGGGGUCUGCCGACGAGAGCUCCAUGGCGCAGGCUGACGACAGCCUGAGAAACCUCCACCUGGAGCUCACCGAGACAUGUCUGGACAUGAUGGCCCGUUACGUGUUCUCCAACUUCACGGCCGUCCCUAGGAGGUCUCCCGUGGGCGAGUUCCUCCUGGCAGGCGGCAGGACUAAGACCUGGCUGGUGGGGAACAAGCUUGUCACCGUAACAACAAGCGUGGGCACCGGGACCCGGUCGUUGCUGGGCCUGGACUCAGGGGAGCUGCAGAGUGGCCCAGAGUCGAGCGCUGACCCUGGUGUGCGUGUGAGGCAGACCAAAGAGGCGCCGGCCAAGCUGGAGUCCCAGGCUGGGCAGCAGGUGUCCCGCGGGGCCCGGGACCGCGUCCGCUCCAUGUCGGGGGGCCACGGCCUUCGUGCCGGGGCCCUGGACGCACCGACCUCCCACUUCCCAAGCAGCCCUGCUGCUCCAGGCCCGCAGGCUGCCCCAGUCUCCAAGCCCGAGAAGGCCUCUGCGAGCACCCAGGCCCCGGCCUCGGCCAAGUCCAACCUGGCCGCCUAUGUGCCCCUGCUGACCCAGGGCUGGGCGGAGAUCUUGGUCCGGAGACCCACAGGAAACACCAGCUGGUUGAUGAGCCUGGAGAACCCGCUCAGCCCCUUCUCCUCGGACAUCGACAACAUGCCCCUGCAGGAGCUGUCUAACGCCCUGAUGGCAGCCGAGCGCUUCAAGGAGCACCGCGACACCGCCCUGUAUAAGUCGCUGUCGGUGCCGGCCGCUAGCACAGCCAAGCCCCCUCCACUCCCACGCUCCAACACAGUGGCCUCUCUGUCCUCCCUGUGCCCAGCUGGCUGCCCGGGAGCACUGCGCAGGAGCGUCUCCUGGGCAGACUCCGCAGUGGUCCUGGAGGAGGGGAGUCCAGGCGAGACGCAGGUGCCAGUGGAGCCCCCAGAGUUCGAGGACUUCGAGGCGGCCCUGGCCACAGACCAGCCCUGCCAACACGCUGACGUGUACAGCAGGUCAUCGUCGGCAUCCAGCCAGGAGGAGAAGCUGUCCCACGCAGAGGGGCUGGCUGCCGGGGGCAUCCCCAUCGAGCGGGCAGUGUGCCUGGAGGGAGGCCGGCCCUCUGUGGACCUCCCUUUCCAGCCCUCACAGCCUCUGAGCAAGUCCAGUUCGUCACCUGAGCUGCAGACCUUGCAGGACGUCCUUGGGGACCCUGCGGACAAGGCUGAUGUCGGCCGGCUGAGCCCUGAAGCCAAGGCUCGGUCACAGUCCGGAACCCUGGGUGGGGAAGGUGCCGGCUGGUCUGCCCCAGGCGGAGAGAACCGGGGCCCAGGCCCGGCCCCACCUGAGGGCCCCAUGCCUUCCAGCUCUCCCCGCUCACCCAGCGGCCUCCGGCCCCGAGGUUACACCAUCUCCGAUUCGGCCCCGUCACGCAGGGGCAAGAGGGUGGAGAGGGAUGCCUUUAAGAGCAGAGCCGCAGCCUCUAAUGCCGAGAAAGUGCCGGGUAUCAACCCCAGCUUCGUGUUCCUGCAGCUGUACCACUCGCCCUUCUUUGGAGAUGAGUCCAACAAGCCCGUCCUGCUGCCCAGUGAGCCCUUCGAGCGGUCAGUGCAGCUGCUGGAUCAGAUCCCGCCGUACGACACGCACAAGAUCGCAGUGCUGUAUGUGGGGGAAGGCCAGAGCAGCAGCGAGCUCGCCAUCCUGUCCAACGAGCACGGCUCCUACAGGUACGCGGAGUUCCUGACGGGCCUGGGCAAGCUCAUCGAGCUCAAGGACUGCCAGCCGGACAAGGUGUACCUGGGCGGCCUGGACGUGUGCGGCGAGGACGGCCAGUUCACCUACUGCUGGCACGACGACAUCAUGCAAGCCGUCUUCCACAUUGCCACCCUGAUGCCCACCAAGGACGUGGACAAGCACCGCUGUGACAAGAAGCGCCACUUGGGCAACGACUUCGUCUCUAUCGUCUACAACGACUCUGGCGAGGACUUCAAGCUGGGCACAAUCAAAGGCCAGUUCAACUUCGUCCACGUGAUCAUCACCCCCCUGGACUAUGAGUGCAACCUGGUGUCACUGCAGUGCAGGAAAGACAUGGAGGGCCUUGUGGACACCAGCGUGGCCAAGAUUGUGUCUGACCGCAACCUGCCCUUCGUGGCCCGCCAGAUGGCCCUGCAUGCAAACAUGGCCUCGCAGGUGCACCACAGCCCUGCCACUGGCGCAAGCGCACCCUCCAGCCCACAGCAAAGCCCCGGCACAGGUCCCGGCCGAGCCCACGCCGGCCUAUGAGACAGGCCAGCGGAAGCGCCUCCUCUCCUCCGUGGACGACUUCACGGAGUUUGUGUGAGGCAGGGCCUGGCCACCGAGCGCGGAUGAAAUAAACUCAGUCCCACUGACGGCCA